CACAGUGCUACUGCUCCAGGCUUCUGAAAACCACAGUUGGAGCCAGCAUCAUGGUUGGUCUGAAGAUUUGGUCUGUCUCGCUGGUUAUACUCUACCAUUUCUGUCAGAGAUGUAUCCCAUGUGGAAUUUCAACACAUGUUGAAAUAGCACAUAGAGCUCUGGAAUUUUUCACUAAGCAUGAAGGAAGUGUUAAUUAUAGAAAGUUAUUACUAAAUCACCAAGAUGCCUUUCAGGCUGGAAGCAUUUAUCCUGAUGCCUUUUAUCCUUCAAUCUGCAAAGGUGGAAUGUUCCAUGAUGUGUCUGAAGACACCCACUGGUCACCAUUUCUCAAAGCAAGUAUUGACUACAUCCGAAGGAAUUAUCCUCAGCCUUGGGAAGAGGCUACAGAGAAGCUGGUGGCGUUCCUGUUUGGAAUUGCUUCACAUAUGGUGGCAGAUGUUAGCUGGCAUAGCCUGGGCAUCGACCAAGGAUUUCUAAAGGCCAUGGGAGAAAUAGAUUUUCGUGGUUCAUACUCAGAAGCGCACAGUGUUGGAGAUUUUGGAGGAGAUGUGGUGAGUCAGUUUGAGCUGGACUUCAGUUACCUGGCAUCAAGUUGGUAUGUACCUGUCAAAGACCUAGCUGCUAUCUAUAAGGAAUUUUAUGGAAAAGAGAUCAUAACUGAAAGCACAAUUGCUGAAUGUACUUAUCUGCUGUUUUUUGAAUUGCAUGGAGAAAGGCUUCUUGUUGGCAAGCUUUUUCCAACAAUUGCUAGUAAAUCUCCAUUUCUGGUGGACAAGUUCCACGAAUAUUUCCUUGGGGGAGUGGAUGACAUGGCAUUCUGGACCAACAACAUUUUUGAGCUGACGAGCCAUAUGCUAGAGAAUGGAACCAGUGACUGCUACCUUCCUGAGAACCCUCUGUUCAUAAACUGCACAAAGGAGCACAAGGACAGCCACAUCAGAAACAAACAAUCAAAACAUGAACAUCACAAGAAUACAACUUCUUUGCUUUCAGAAACACUGGAGAAAAACAUAAACUAUACAGAGAGAGGAGUUCAGUUUGACAUACAGCCUUGGGCAACAAAAUCCCUCCGCUUGAUAAACCAUGCUUUUAAAACCAAUGUCUGGAGAGCAUUAGGAGCUACACACCAGAAAUCUUCUAAGCACAUCUCCAAGCCAGCAGCUUCAUAUUUUCUGACUUCACCCUAUGCUAGGCUUGGAUGGGCACUGAUCUCAGCUGACCUAAACCAGGAUGGAUAUGAAGAUCUGGUGGCUGGAGCACCAGGGUACAGCACCAUGGGCCAUGUUCAGAUAGGAAGGGUGUAUGUGGUCUAUGGCAACCAGUCAGGUUUGCCACCAGAGGACAUGGAUCUGGAUGGGAAAGCUGACCAAGUACUACAAGGUUAUCAGCCUUCAGGAAGAUUUGGUUCUGCCUUGGCAGUCCUGGACUUCAAUGAAGAUGGAGUGCCAGAUCUGGCAAUUGGAGCACCUUCUGUGGGAUCUCAGUUUCUUACUUACAAAGGUGCUGUGUAUGUCUACUUUGGAACUGAGGGAAAAGGCUUUGCAUCUCAGCCAAACAUUACCAUUACUUGUCAGUAUUCCUACUGUAAUCUUGGUUGGUCCCUCCUGGCAGCUGAUGUUGAUGGGAAUGGAAAUGCUGAUCUGGUUGUGGGCUCUCCAUAUGCACCCGGUGGUGGGAAGCAGAGAGGAUUUGUGGUUGCAUUUUACUCUCAUUUGAACAGGAGUCACCAAGGACUUCUGUCAGUACAGGAUGCCAACUGGAUGGUGCAGGGGGAAGAAAACUAUGCUUGGUUUGGAUUUUCACUUGCCAGCUGCCAGCUGGAGAAUGUGACAUUACUGCUGAUUGGUAGCCCUGCAUGGAAGACUUGUUCUAGCUGCAAUCCCCUCUUGCCGGAUGUCAGACAGAGUGUUGGGAAGGUGUACGGGUAUAACCCACCGAGUACAGAGCGCUGGUUUGAGAUAACUGGAGACAAGGAGAUGGGCAGAAUGGGUUUGUCUCUGGCCAGUGGUGUGCUGUCUGUGGCUGGGAACACAAGGAAAGUUUUGGUGGUGGGUGCACCUACUGCAGACAGCUUGUCUAGGAUCUUAUUUAUGUCCUCAAUGCUGCAUCAAGCUGGACUGGCUCUGGUAUAUGACCUGUCAAACAGCACCAAUCCUUCUCUACUCAGUGCAUUCAGUGGGGACAAGAGGUUUUCUCGUUUUGGAGGAGACAUAUACCUAAGUGAUCUGGAUAGCGAUGGGCUAGAUGAAAUGAUUGUGGCAUCUCCACUGCGAACUAAUGGUGUCACCUCAAUCCUGGCUGGUGGGGCUGCUGGCCGUGUUUAUAUUUUCAAUGGCAGACAGGCAUCCUCAGGGAAUGUGACAGGCCACUGCACAUCAUGGACAUCUCCUUGUCCUGAGGACUGGGCACAGCAUGUCCUGAUUUCUCCUGAGGAACUAUCAAGAUUUGGGAGUUCUGUUACCACUGUGAAAUCUGAAAGAAAGAAAGAAGUUGUGGUGGCAGCAGAGAGAAGUUCUGCGAAAGCUCGACUUGGUGGAAGGCUUUUUGUCUACUCACUCUAGAAGUUCACAGUAGCCUUAAAGACCAGGGCUCACCUGGUCUUCUAGUGGAGAACCUCUGCAGUAUUUGUGCUACUUUCUUGAGUCCACACAAACCAACAUACCGUGUCAGCAAGCUUUUGCUGAAUUGUGGUGGGCAGCAGCAUCGCUUAUCUAGAACAAGCAAGCUGGUCUGAAAACCUUUUAGAGGUUGAAAUGAGCAAGCAGCUGCAUUUUUGGUAGUAGUAUUUGGCUGUAUAAGGAAUGUUCACUGGCCACCUUCUUUACUGGCCAGAUCUGAGUAUCUUCUUGACAAAACUGGGAAACUGCAGCACAGCAUUUACAAUUCUUAUAUAUUGUGCUAAGGAUUCUAAGUUAUGGAAACUUACUGACAAAAUAAUAAGCAUGGAGCAGGGGCAGCUUUAAGACUGACAGAAAUGUGGAUGCUGAUCAACAGGACUGUCUCUCUCUCUUCUCUCUCUCAAGUCUUGAGGCGUGCAUUGAGGGUGUAGUGCAGCUCAGAUCUCCCAGGGAAAAAAAGAACAAGCAAGACUGAUAAAGAUAGAGAAAAUGCAAUUUGGCUGAUUACUCUUGACAUCCUUUCUGCUUUUGUGUAAAAUUCCAUUACCAUGGUAACACAGAGUUGUUAAUGGCUUUUAUUGUUAACAGUAUUGUCUUUAACUAAUUAACACUAAUUUUGUAUGAUGCAGGUUUAGCAGUGUGCAUCAAUUAUCUAUUAAACAACUUGAGCAGCAGAAUGUGUUGAUAUAAUUAUUACCAAUGCUAGUCUGUAGACACAUAUGUGUGUUUUCUCUCUUGCCUCCUUCACAAAGUCAAGACAUUAUUUUUAUUUUAUAUACAAUUGCACAGAAUUCUAAAAGUCAUACUCCAAAAUUGAACACCUCAACCUACCUUCCUAGGAAAUCUUUCUCAAGGAUGUUGUUCUAAACAAAUCAAAAAAAGAAAGAUGAACAUUAGCUUGAUUUACAAUGCAUUCUGGUAUCUAUUUUGAGGACUAGCCCAAACAGCAGAACACUUAGAAAAGAAGUUAAAUCUGAACUUUGUGAAAAAAAGUAACUGGCUACAACUGGGAUUGCAGUACUUAUGUUACAAAUCUGUUAACUGUGGUAUGAGGCAAAACAAGCAGUGUCCUUUUAAGGGCAGAAUAAAGAUUUUCUCUUCAAAUCAAAAUGGACAAAACCAGUAUGUUCUGUAGCAAUUCCAUUCUAAGCAUAUACUCUCCACUGGCUUUUUUUUUAGGUAUGACCUCCACAUAAUUUUAUUGCACUUGACUGCAUUUUGAUUACUUGAAUUUUAAGAAAAACUUCAAACAUUUGCAUAUGUCUGUGGAUAAAAAGCAGUCUUGUAGAAGAAAUGUCUUUCGCUCUAUGUUUUUAUUGUGUUAUUUGAGUCAGUUACGUACAAGUAAAGAGUCAAAAGCAGUUCACAGAAGCCUCCCUGCAAAAAAGCUCAUGAGAAAGCUUCCCUAACAGCUGCACCAAUAUCAGUUCUGGCCUAAAGAAACUACAGCUCAUUUGAAAAUAUCAGUAUCUAUCUCCCUUUACACACUGAGAUUCCUGGGGUUUAUCAGCCAAGGUAUGUAAUUGUUUUUUGCAAUUUGACUGCUCAGUUGAGUGAUUUUUUACUACUUUACCUGCUAAGCUUAAAGGCUGCAAAAAAAUCAGCUAAAAAACUCAGAAGCAUUACAAGCCCCAUUAUCCUUCUCACCUUCCCAUGCCAUUAGGAUCUGUACUUAAAAGUCACGUACAGAAGAACUGUUGAAAAGUAACCACAUACAACUGACUUGAGCCAAACCAGAAUCACAGGCCUGGACAACUUUAAAUUAUGAACCUUUUUAUUUCCAUCUUUUACUCAUUAGUCCUGAGAAGAAUGUUCACAGCUACAGCUACUGUCUUUUCAACCCUGCCAGUACAAUGAUUUACAUGGUAGCACCUAAGGAGCUGCUUACCGUGUUACAGAUAGAUUAAAAAAUCCCAAAGAAGAAAUGGACAGAGUGUGACGUGAUUUAGACAUAUUUCAUGCUCCCUCUACAACCUGAGAGAAACCAGUGGAUAACUACAUCCUUAAAGAGAAGUCCUAAGAACAAACAGAAAUAGUUGCCAUAAGGCUUUUACUCCUUCCUUCAGCCUAUCACAGGACAUCAGGCCUCCACACCUUUAACCUGGCUACUUACUGUGGUGCAGACUAGUCCAUGCUUUGUCUUGGAGGAAAGAGAGAAAGCACAGCCCACCUUAAGAAAAACCAACAACCUGUCUGAUGAUUUUUACCAGAAUUUGAAUUAUGGCAACACAAGGACUGUGUUAAACUGCAGCUGUAUCAAUGUGUUUGAAACAGUGUCAGAUGGAAAAGUCAAGUGGGCAUUAUCCAUAGGCCCGCUUGCCCUGUGCCUAGAACUGCUGUUUGGAGCCUAAAUUAAUUGUUAAGGGAUAUACAAGAUUAGCAGCUACAUUUCAAAGCCUUUUAUUGCUCCUUUUUUCUCACUGCUGCCAAUCUAGAAGUCAUGCUUCACAAGAGAUGCAGGUAUGCUUUUUGCUUUGGAAAACCUGUUUUCUGCAAUUAAAUAUGGCCUUAAAAAUCCA
Molecule: messenger RNA, 5137 nt
Organism: Serinus canaria (Common canary)
Lineage: Eukaryota; Metazoa; Chordata; Aves; Passeriformes; Fringillidae
Gene: GPLD1
Product: glycosylphosphatidylinositol specific phospholipase D1
Exons: 25
Coding region: 51-2561 (836 amino acids)
Cellular component (GO): extracellular region; extracellular matrix
Molecular function (GO): GPI anchor phospholipase D activity
Source: RefSeq, a predicted model, not a curated record